Messenger RNA from Microthlaspi erraticum, 1236 nucleotides. NCBI's taxonomy places the organism in Eukaryota, Viridiplantae, Streptophyta, Magnoliopsida, Brassicales, Brassicaceae. The record is from the annotation of a GenBank genome assembly.
AUGCAGAUCACACGUCUCCCAAUUCCGAUUUCCUCCAUCACUCCUCGAACCGCGAAUCCAGCUUUAUCGCUAUCCUCAAACCCUCGCCGCAUUUUCAACCUCACGAACCCAAAACGCACCAUAUCUUUUACAAGAUUACAUAAACCCCAAACUGCUUUCAGCAAUCCUGGUUCUGUUUUGGCUGCGAUGGAAACUGAACAAGGAAUCGAAGCUGAUGUUGAUGCGUUUUACAUGAGGAAAAGCGUGGAGCUGGCGAAGAGAGCAAUUGGGUGUACGAGUCCUAAUCCCAUGGUUGGUUGUGUGAUUGUUAAAGACGGCAAGAUCGUUGGUGAAGGGUUUCAUCCCAAAGCUGGUCAGCCUCAUGCUGAGGUGUUUGCUGUUCGAGAUGCAGGAGAGUUAGCUGAGAAUGCAACUGCUUAUGUCAGCUUGGAACCAUGUAACCAUUACGGAAGAACACCACCGUGCACUGAAGCACUGAUCAAUGCUAAGGUGAAAAGAGUUGUGAUUGGGAUGGUUGAUCCGAAUCCAAUCGUUUCUUCUUCAGGUAUCAGUCGUUUGAAAGAUGCUGGAAUCGAUGUCACUGUUGGUGUUGAAGAAGAUUUGUGCAAGAAGAUGAAUGAGGGAUUCGUUCAUAGAAUGUUAACAGGACGGCCUUUACUCGCCCUCAGGUAUUCAAUAUCUGUCAAUGGUUGUUUUGUGGACAAGAUUGGGGAAGGAGCUUCGGAUACUGGUGGAUACUACUCAAAGCUGUUACAAGAAUAUGAUGCGGUUAUAGUUUCUUCUUCGUUAUCUGAUAAUAAACUCUCGAGCAUUUCCUCACAAGAAGCUAAUGUUUCGAGCCAACAUAUCCAAAUCAUAGUAGCUAGCAAUGCACAACAGAAAGUUGUAUUGCUCACCAAAAAGGAAUUGGUUGCAGAAUCUGGAAUCAGUACUAACGAGGUUGAAACUGUGGUUUUGGAAAGUUUAAACUUGGAUUCAAUUUUGGAGUACUGUUAUCGCUGUGGACUAUGCAGUGUCUUGUUGGAUUUGAGGGGGAAUGUGAAAGACCUUGAAGUGCUUCUGAGAGAUGGUAUUGAGCAGAAACUGUUGCAGAAGAUAGUGGUUGAGGUUUUGCCGGAAUGGUCUGCGAAUGAUGAGAGACAGAUAGGGUCGAUGAAGUGGUUAGAAUCAAAAGCUGUGAAAGAUUUGCAGUCUAAGCAAGUAGGUGGAAGCGUUUUGCUAGAGGGCUAUUUUUGA